GGUUAGAUUCAUUGUAAAUUUUUAAACCAUUAGCCUUAAAUAAAGUGAUAGGCGCUGAAUUUAAUUUUAAUCUUGGCCGAAUAGAAAAAUUCAAAACUCUAUGUACUUGAGUCAACUGGACAUGAAUGGAUUUUCUUUUUAAUUCGAGUAGUGGAGAAAAAGACAAGUUGUGCUCUUUAAUCUAGAUGGGGACUUACUUAAAGUGCAGUGGUGAUUGUUUUCUAUUUUAAAUUCAGACAAAUCCUCGUGUAAUGGGUUUUAACGCGCCUAACGGUCGGGCAAAAGAAAUCGUCAAAAAUUGUCUCUUCCGUUUGAUUGAUAGGAUGAUGGUGAAAUACACGACUUUUACUCUUUAUAGUAUUGAAAAUGAACUAGUGGUCGUCGCCGAUGAGGGUAUAUGCAGGAGUCCAAUGAAAGUUUUAAUAGAUAGUGAUGUGCAAUUGACAGUAGCACCACUUAAUGCGCGCUAUUGGGAACUAGCGGAUUACAAGGAUAAGCUUACUGCUACGAUAGGAGAUCAAGUAGUCCUAAGCUCAGAUGCUAGUUGGGCUACACGCCUACUUGUAGGAACCCCUGUUAUGCCCACAGCCACUGGACACAGUGGGGCUAUCCCUAGCAAUGAAGAAUGUGGUAUUAGAGAUGUUUGGGCACAUAAUUUAAAAGACGAAUUUAAAAUUAUAAGGAAAAUUAUUUCAAAAUACAACUAUGUUGCGAUGGACACGGAAUUUCCAGGUGUCGUCGCCCGGCCCAUUGGUGAAUUUCGAAGCACUGCUGAUUAUCAAUACCAACUGUUAAGAUGUAAUGUCGAUUUACUUAGAAUCAUCCAACUUGGGCUCACGUUUCUCGAUGAAAAUGGAAAGCCGCCAGCCGGUUCUUAUAGUACGUGGCAGUUCAACUUUAGGUUUAAUCUAUCGGAAGAUAUGUAUGCUCAAGACAGCAUAGACCUCUUACAGAAUUCAGGUAUUCAAUUUAAAAAGCACGAGGAAGAAGGAAUUGAUCCUAUUGACUUUGCGGAACUGUUAAUGACAUCUGGGAUAAUACUUAUGGAAAAUAUUAAAUGGCUUUCUUUCCACAGUGGUUAUGAUUUUGGAUAUUUAAUAAAACUCCUCACAGAUCAGAAUUUACCCAAUGAUGAAAGUGAUUUUUUUGAAUUGUUAAAAAUUUAUUUUCCAACUGUGUACGACGUCAAGUACUUAAUGAAGAGCUGUAAGAAUUUAAAAGGCGGUCUGCAAGAAGUCGCCGACCAACUGGAGCUGACGAGGGUCGGCCCACAGCACCAGGCGGGUUCUGAUUCACUCCUGACGGGCAUGGCGUUCUUUAAGAUGCGAGAGAUGUUUUUCGAGGACAACAUCGACGACGGGAAAUACUGCGGUCAUCUCUACGGGCUUGGCACUUCCUUCGCGGUAAAUGGCAACAGUUUCCAUGACAACGGUGACAACGGAAGCAACUCGUGAUAAGGACAUUUUUCACCGAGGAAUGUGUGGCAUUUGCUCGCGAUAUGUGUAUAUAGCUAAAUGAGCCUCCAAAUCGUGAACUCUAUUUCUUAUAAAAAAGCAAAAUCACGUAAAACAAAAACUUUUUGUGCCCAUCCCACAACUUUCUUCUCUUUAUUUUUAAAGUAUAAUUAAGUUUAAACUGAACAAUUUUUUUUCUUUUCUUUUCACUCAUUUUUUUUUCUUUUGUUUUAUAAUCUGAUCAGGUUAACUACAGACUCAGUGACAAAACCAACCCAGUAUUCAACUCUUUAAACAAAUCUGUGAUUUCUGAAAACACUUUUUUUACUUUUAUUGUAAAUAAUAACAAAGUGUAAAAUGUUCUAUUUUAACAAUAUUUGGAAAAAAUACAAAAAAAAGUAAUUGUUAAUAUUAUUAUAGAUAUAUUUAUUUUUGUCACAAAUCUGUUAAUUAAUAUUAUUAUUUGUUGAAUUAUCAUGAAACACGUGUUGAAAUUAUGCAGCGGUGAUUCUUUUGUCCCUGAACACUGGGUCUUUUGUUGGUCUAGAUGUAGUCAACCUUGUUGGAUUUAGGUUUAAGAUAAUUGCUUAUAUAACACAUGUGUAUGUAUAAUCCCUUCUUCCCUUCAUCCCUUCAUUUUCUAUUAUUUUUUUAAUUUGUUUGAAAUAUUUGUAAAAUAAAAUGACCCCUCCCAUCAAAUUAGUAAAUCAAUUAUUGUAGAAUUUAGGUUGUUAUACAUACAUCGAGUACACUGAUUGUAAAAAAUUAUAAGAUUGGUUUUUUUAAUUAAACAAAAAAAAAUUUAAAAAAAAUUCAAAACCCAGUUUGAAAAAAAUUAAAUUAGGGUAAAUUAAAUGCAUAUUCGUUUUUGUAAAAUAUAUUUGUAGUAUCUAGAAAGUUUUGACUUGAGGCAUUUAUUUACAAGUAAUCACUGCCCCCUGUACACAAUUUGUAGAAUUAAAAAAAAAAAAAAAAUUUCAUAUUUA
Molecule: messenger RNA, 2440 nt
Organism: Cimex lectularius (bed bug)
Lineage: Eukaryota; Metazoa; Arthropoda; Insecta; Hemiptera; Cimicidae
Gene: Pop2
Product: CCR4-NOT transcription complex subunit 7
Exons: 9
Coding region: 252-1454 (400 amino acids)
Cellular component (GO): CCR4-NOT core complex; CCR4-NOT complex; P-body
Molecular function (GO): nucleic acid binding; poly(A)-specific ribonuclease activity
Source: RefSeq, a predicted model, not a curated record